Messenger RNA from Erinaceus europaeus (western European hedgehog), 1031 nucleotides. Its product is annotated as olfactory receptor 7A10-like. Gene Ontology annotation, cellular component: membrane. The record is from RefSeq and is a predicted model, not a curated record. The transcript has a single exon. Bases 69 to 1031 code for a protein of 320 amino acids. NCBI's taxonomy places the organism in Eukaryota, Metazoa, Chordata, Mammalia, Eulipotyphla, Erinaceidae. Gene Ontology annotation, biological process: G protein-coupled receptor signaling pathway. Gene Ontology annotation, molecular function: olfactory receptor activity; G protein-coupled receptor activity.
CACAGAGAUACCCGAUACCCUGCAGACUAUCUUUUUUUUUUUUUUCUUUCUGUAGCCACCUCUGCCACAUGGAACUACAGAAUGAUACACAGAUUUCAGAAUUUCUUCUUCUGGGGUUAUCAAAGAAACCAGAACUGCAGCCUCUCCUAUUUGGACUCUUCCUCUCCAUGUACCUGAUCACCGUGUUUGGGAAUCUGCUCCUCAUCCUGGCUGUCAGCUCAGACUCCCACCUCCACACCCCUAUGUAUUUCUUCCUCUCCAACCUGUCCUUGGUGGAUAUCUGCUUCACCUCCACCACCGUCCCCAAGAUGCUGUACAACAUCUGGACACAGAACAAAGCCAUCUCCUAUGCAGGUUGCAUCACCCAGAUGUAUUUUUUCAUACUUUUUUCAGAUCUGGAUGACUUUAUCAUAACUGCAAUGGCCUAUGACCGUUUUGUGGCCAUCUGUCACCCCCUACACUAUACGGUCAUCAUGAACCCCCAGCUCUGUGGGCUGAUGAUUCUGCUGUCCUGGCUCACUGGUGUCUUGAAUUCCUUGUUACACAGCCUAAUGGUGUUGCAUUUGUCCUUCUGUGCCAACAUAGAGAUCCCCCACUUCUUCUGUGAGCUCAACCAGGUAGUCCAUCAUGCCUGUUCAGACACCUUUGUUAAUGACGUUGUGAUAUAUUCCUUAACAGUGGUGCUGGGUGGCGGUCCCCUGGCUGGGAUCCUUUAUUCGUAUUCUAAGAUCGUUGCUUCCAUCCAUAGGAUCUCAUCAGCUCAGGGAAAGUUGAAAGCCUUUUCCACCUGUGCAUCUCAUCUCAUGGUUGUCUCCUUGUUUUACUGUACAAGCCUAGGCGUCUACUUUAGCUCGGCCGUCACCCAGAAUUCCAGUUCAAUCGCCAUGGCCUCAGUGAUGUACACUGUGGUCACCCCCAUGUUAAACCCCUUCAUCUACAGUCUGAGGAACAGGGACAUUCAAGGGGCUCUGAAAAAACUCGUUGACAUGGCAGUUGUGAAAAGACCAGUUUUCCCCGACCUGAAGAAUUAG